Caenorhabditis auriculariae is the source of this 4547-nucleotide messenger RNA. NCBI's taxonomy places the organism in Eukaryota, Metazoa, Nematoda, Chromadorea, Rhabditida, Rhabditidae. The record is from the annotation of a GenBank genome assembly.
AUGAGGAAUAGGUGGAAAGCGCUGCUGGCUUUGCUGCUCGUAGCCUUGAGCUUUGGCGGUACCACCGCUCUCGAAAAGUUUGCUCUGUACCGCGUUCGGCCGCACGACCUUCACGGGCUCGAACUUCUUUCCCAGCUUCAGAUCAACGACGAUAAAUAUGGCGUCAGUAGACUUUUAACUUUUCUCAUCGAAAAUCUUUGGCUUUAGUUGGAUUUCUGGAAGCAGCCGCAUGACGUCGGACACGACGGCGAUGUGAUGGUCGAAGGGGGCUCUUCGAAAAUUUUCGAACGACUUAUGCGACUGGGCAACGUCUCCUUUGCUGUCGCCGUACCGGACGUCGAAAGGUUUACUGUUGUUGUUCUGUACAAUGUCUCAAUAGGUAUCAGGUUGUUUGACAUUCAUUUUUCUGUAGUCUCCUACUUUCUAUAUUUUUUCUAGUUUUUAAUACAUAUUGAGAGUGAGAAACGGAAAAACGUAUUUUCAAAUUUGCACAAUUAUAUCAAAAUUUGAUCGAUGAUUCAAUGGAAAACCAAUGGGAAUAGUAUUUCUUGAUUAUAGAGUUUUUACGCGAAGUAUCUUUCAUAAAGAGUAGUACUUGCAGAUUGAUCCAGCGCAACGAAGGAAAAAGGGCUUCAGAUUCCCACGGAAGCCGUCGACUCAACGACGAUCCGAUUCUCGACAGCGAACGUAAGAACCUCUCUGAACUAAUUUUGGGUCUGACAUAAAUUCCCUUUCUGUUUUGAACUUGUUUCCUUCUUCAAAAAUCCUUCUAAAAUCUAAAUUAAUUCAUUCUGAAAAUUUUUUUCCUUUUUCCAUCAACCAGUCAGAAAAAGUCUCACGAAAUUUUCAAAUAGCUCUAUUUUAUGGAAAUAGAGCAACAAGCUACAUCGGUUCUAGGUUUUCAGAAGUCCAAUUUUUAGUAUUUCUCACUCCUCGAAAGAUAUUCUCCUAUUUAUCACGUUAUUGAAACUUCAUUUAUUAAUCAUGAUGACGUCGAAAAACUUUUAUAAAAAGUUUUCUUCUUAAUCAAAAUUUUCUUUCCAGCGGAUAUGGACUAUAAGAAGAUUGGUCAGUUGAAAAAAGCCAAGUAUCCAUUUGGUGACUACGCCUCCUAUGCCGACAUGAUCAAGUACAUGCGAACCAUCGAGUUCUACUACCCGAAAAUAGCGAAAAUCAUCCGGAUCGGCACGACUCAUGAAGGCAAACCGAUAGAGGGUCUCAAGGUAUUCUGCUUCUCAUGUCCCAAAAAGUCUCUAACUGACUUGAAUUCAAGAUCGGAGCCGCCAACGAUUCGCCCAAGCGCGCCGUUUGGGUCGACGGCAACAUCCACGCACGCGAGUGGGCCAGCAGCCACACGGCCCUCUACUUCAUAAAUCAGGUCUCUUUCCAAGCUUGCAACUAUAUUUUUUUCAUGAGAGUUCGAACUAACUCAAUUUCUAUGCGAAAUGAAAUUUUCCAAUGGUUUUUUCUUCAAAACUAUUCCUACUUGGAACAAACUCACUUCCAAAUCUCAAUUCAGCCAUCACUCCAAGCUUUUAAAAAAUUUACUGGUUAAUCUACCAUUGCACGAGAUCUUCUUAUCUACUCCCCCAAGACUCAAAUGAUGUAUAACUGUAUAAUGUAUUCUCUCAAGUUCUAGAUCCAACUAAAUAGAAAAACUCUACAGGGGCCACUAAAACGGAAAAUAGUGGCCACUAUAGAGGUGGGUUUAGUUUUCACUUAAAAGUCCUCUCCGAGUAGUCUUUGGCGAUCCUCUAUAAAAGCCACUAAAAAUUUUCCCAGCUGCUGGCUUAACGCCAAAGCGAAAUUACUGAGUUCGUUAAACACCAACGAAAUCCACGUCGAUAUGUGGUGUUGCUAGAACUUCACCUAUUUUUUUUAAAGAUUUGCUAGCGUUAACAAAAAUUUUAUUUUCAAAACCUAGCUCCUAUUUUAGCAUUUUCUGAUUGUGUUCCCUCUAGGUUUACGCUCUUUUUACACGAUAAAAUUUUCUUAAAGACCACUUCCUGUGCAUGAAAGUUGCAUCCUAAAAAAAGGCUCGAAAUGAUGACAUCAAAGACUUCGCAAUACAAUUAGUCGACAGUUGAAGAUUUUCUUUUCUUAUAUCACAUUUUUUCUUAUCAAGUUGCAAUAACUAUUUUCUGGCAGCUCGUCUCCGAAUACGGCAAGGACCCGUCCAUCACGCAAUACAUCGACAAACUCGACUUUUACGUCGUUCCUUGUCUCAACCCUGACGGCUACGAGUACACGCGAUCGUCGCCUUUCCCCAGCGUCUGUACAUCCGGAAGAUUACAACCAACAUCUUCUUCAGGUCCGGCUGUGGCGCAAGAAUCGCUCUCCAUCUCAGUGCCGCGCGACCAUCUGGGGCGGCGAGAAAUGCUGUCAAGGCGUUGAUCUCAACCGCAACUUCCACUUCCACUGGGCAGGUGCUUCUUGAAAAGUUCUUCUCUCAAAUCAAAAAAAAAUAAUCUCACCUUAAGAAAUAUGCGUAGAAACCGCAAGAAAACUAGAAAUUACAGCAACUUGUACGAAAAAAAACAUAAAUCAGCAGCGCUCUAGAAAAUUUCCGCAUGAAUACUGAUGGAGGCGGAAAAUUGUCAGCAUAGUCUGUGUGCCACGACUUGAAAUUUCAUCGAACGACAUUCCGCGGUUCCGCUGCGUGCGUUCGCGAAGCGUCUCUCGAAUCUAGGUCACGAUUUCAAUUGAUUGUUAUUGCUGUGGGAGCACAUGAAAGUAGAGUACCUUGAAAAAGAGAAAAAAAUUAAAAGCGCGACUAAGUUUCGCAAAGGCGCGCAGCGACACAGCGGAAUGUCGUUCCGUGAAAUUUCAAGUCGUGGUACGCGGACUAUAAAAUAGCUUGUUUUUUUCUCUAGAUUGAGGAGACUAGAGUUCUUAGGCUGAAGUCAUGAAAAUUUCAAGUAUCGAUCAAAUCAACCCUUAAAGCUUAGAGCGAGGAUCCUCUUCUGAACCCUGUUCCAACAUCUACCAAGGCGAAGCGGUUUUCAGUGAGCCCGAAUCAAUGUAACCCGCAUUUCCAUUCUCAUUGUUACCAUAGUUAAAUGAUCAGGGCGGUGAAGAACUUCCUCGAGCGUCCGGAAAUGACGGACCGUCUCGACGCCUUCGUCACCCUUCAUUCUUACGCCCAACUCUGGAUAUAUCCUUACAGUCACGAAGAACAGAACUAUCCGGAGGACAUUGCUGAUUUGGUAUCGUAUCCUGCGUUCCCGACGUUUCACCGUCAGACUUGCAGAGGAAAACGGCGCGUCGAGCUAUCACCAAACUCAGCAAGAUCUACGGCACUCAAUAUCGCAUGGGAACUGGAGCAGACACGCUAUGUGAGCUUGUUAAUUUUUUUUGAAGUCGUUCUUUUAGCUUCUUUUUGUUGCGAGCUUCCAGAAUUCUCUCGUAUUCUUCGUAUUUACAGCACCGGCCUCAGGCGGAUCUGACGAUUGGGCCAAAUCGGCACUCAAUGUCAAGUAUGUCUACUUGAUCGAACUUCGGCCAGAAAUGGAACGUUAGUCAUCUAAAUUUCAGCGAUUGCUUUGAUUUCUAUUUUUCAGUGUCAAACGGGUUCAUUUUGCACAAGAAGGAGCUGAUUCCGACUGCCGUGGAAACAUUUGAAGGUUUCCGCGAAGUCGUCAACGCAGUUCUGGAGCACAACGGUGUGCCGAAGAGCCCCAUCAAAAAAAUCUCAGCUUCUCAACGCAAAAAACAACAAUGUAAAAUAUUACUUCUCCAUUUAGUUAUCUUCCAAAAACUCUAACAAAAUCUUUUUCUAAACGAAUUUUCUCUUGAAAAUCUCGUGAACGUUGUCUUCGUUAUUUCUGAAAAAAUAAAUUAUCAUCAAAAUUGAGAUCGUAUGCGCUUGCUGGCAUCUCAGUCGACGACGGCGGUCACGAAAAUCCCGACUUCCAGCACUACAGUUGUCACUUCGACUUCUCUGAAAACCGGUUAGAACCGUGAACAUAGCUCCGAACUUCGAGAGUUUCAGCAGAAACCACGACGACAACUCAUUCCAGCAGACUCUUCGCCAGAAUGUCCAAGAAACUAGUUGUAAGUUUUUCUACAGUUCGUUUUUUGAUGUUUUCUGCAUGAGAAGAAGAAAAUACACUAAUAUGGGCUUUCGAAAAGAGGCUUUAUUAGUAGAGAAACAAGAGUUUUUUUUUUGUCAACCACAUUUUUCAUUCCAGUCAAUGCAUAAAGUGAUGUUUCAGAUGGCAGAAGAGAAAGAGACCAAGAGGCCGACGCCGCCGGUAGCCCCGCCCACAAUGAUCACGCCGACGACACUUGAAGCCGAACCUUCACCAGAACCAACAUCAGCACCGACGACGACAGAAGCGUCGAUGGCGUCGAAGCGUACGACUUUCGGCUUCUACACGCAGACCAAGCCGGCUUCGUUUGCCGACCCAUCCUGCCGCGACAUGCGCUACUCCUGCAGCUUCUGGCUCAAGCACAAUGCCGACGUUUGCGUCGAACAAGAAUCCUUCAUGCGCGGUCAGUGCGCAUUCACCUGCAAGUUCUGCACGCCGUUCAUUUCGCGCAGUUAG